UAAGAAAAAGAGAAAAUGCAGAGGAGUGCGCCUUCUAUGGUUUCUUGUGUUCGUAGCUACCUGAACCCUCCCGCGGUCCUCGCAUCACCGUCCCAUUCCAAAGCCAUGGAAGCACUCGCAGAUCGCGACGUCGACGACGGCGGCGACGCGCCGACGCUCAGCUCCCAAGCCCUCGCGGCACUCCAGGAAUUCCUCCGCGAGCAGAGCCAGUCGCCGGUGGACCAGUCGGAGGUGGCCCUGGUGACGGAGGACUGGAGGCUGAGCCAGUUCUGGUACGACCGCGAGACGGCCGAGGCCGUCGCCAACGAAGUCCUCGCGCUCUGUUCGGGUUCUCCCUCUCGCGUUGCCUGCAUCGCUUGCCCCACGCUAUACGCUUAUCUCAAGAGAAUUGAUCCCAGUGUCUCUGUGCAACUGCUUGAGUACGACAAACGUUUUGAACAAUACGGAAGUGACUUCACUUUUUAUGACUACAACCAACCAGAAGAGUUGCCAACUGAAAUGAAGGAUGCUUUCCAAGUUAUUGUCGCAGAUCCUCCAUACCUGAGUGGGGAGUGCUUAGAGAAAGUUGCUCAAACCAUAUCUUUCCUCUCGCAGUCGAACGCUUACUUGCUGUUACUUACAGGAGAAGUUCAAAAAGAUAGAGCUGCAGAACUUCUUGGUUUGCAUCCAUGCAUAUUCCGGCCUAAGCAUUCCAGCAAGCUUGGGAAUGAGUUUCGCCUAUUCACUAACUAUGAUCCAGGGACUCGAUUGGGAGGAUGGGAGCAAGAGAAAUAGAUAACGCAUCUUUUGACGUGAAUUUUGUUGGUUAGUGUUGUUUUUCAUGUCAAAAGGGAUGUCAUAAGCUUGCCAGUUUGCCCGGAGGCAUGACCCUAUAAUCAAGUACGACAUAGUAUUUGCAUUUUUUCUGCAAA
Syzygium oleosum is the source of this 911-nucleotide messenger RNA. RefSeq lists its product as uncharacterized. Gene Ontology annotation, biological process: methylation. The transcript is spliced from 4 exons. NCBI's taxonomy places the organism in Eukaryota, Viridiplantae, Streptophyta, Magnoliopsida, Myrtales, Myrtaceae. Gene Ontology annotation, molecular function: nucleic acid binding; protein-lysine N-methyltransferase activity. Bases 16 to 774 code for a protein of 252 amino acids. The record is from RefSeq and is a predicted model, not a curated record.